Cyanidioschyzon merolae strain 10D is the source of this 531-nucleotide messenger RNA. RefSeq lists its product as hypothetical. The coding region runs from base 1 to 531 and encodes 176 amino acids. The record is from RefSeq and is a predicted model, not a curated record. Lineage: Eukaryota; Rhodophyta; Bangiophyceae; Cyanidiales; Cyanidiaceae. The transcript has a single exon.
AUGGAAUCUAAGAGGCCACACGUCGAUUUACAGGACUUCCUCAGCAGAAAGAGGCAGUUUGAACGAGAGCGCCGCGCUCAUCGGCGCAAGCUUCUCGAAAGCCGCCGUGCGCGAGUGCGGCGCAGGGUCCAAGAGUUUCGGCGUAUGCUAGUCCUGCUCGAAGGAAGAGCCGCAUCUGGCGAACAGACGGAGCAAAUCAACGCGCGUGCCCCUGAUCAGUUCUCCGUACAAAAAAACGCUUCACCGGACAAAGACGGGGAACAAUUUGCUGACCAGUCGAACCGCUCGUCGACAGAACGCGUUCCAAAGCGCUAUGCGCAGGCGAUCAGCAAAGGCCAAGAGGCUCGAACCAAGCGUCAGGCUGAGCUUUUCGAGCGUGAGCAGCAGCGGCAGAGGCUUUCAGAGGAACGUGAGCGGCGUGCGCAGCUCCGUGAGAACCAAAGAACAGCGCAUCUUCGACGAACAAGAAAGGGACAGCCAUACCUGAACUUGCAGAUUGAGGCUUUGCUGGCGAAGCUCAAACGGGGCUGA